AUGCUUAAAAUGUACGACACCGGCUUUCGAUUUGACACAGAAAGAGGGAUAAAUGCAGAGAAAGAGAGCGGAAUCGUACACGAGGUGAAAUGAUGCGACAAAACGCCGUUUUAUGAAUGAUUUGGGGUGUAUUCGAGCAGUUAUGGUGCCACGGACGCGUUUCGUUUCGAUCUGGGAUUGAUUUUUGUGAAUGGAGAUUUCGUCGUAGGCCACGGACAUCUGAAUCAAUUUCAUUAUCUGAUUGAUUUACUGAUCUCAGAUCUGUUUUUAUUUGAGAUUUCGCGAGAUGAAGAGAGUUAAUAGUUUCCAGAGGUUUAUGAACACCCGAGCCGCUGUGAACUGCCGUUACCAGCCCACAUGUUACGAGCACGCAGCCAACUGCUACACCCAUGCGCUGCUGAUUGUGCCGGCGUUCGUGGGCAUGGCUCUGUUACACCGGCUGUCUGAUGACCGCUGGGAGCGGUUCACGGCCUGGGUGUACGGCAUGGGUCUGAUCGCUCUGUUCCUCGUCUCCACCGUCUUUCACAUCAUUUCCUGGAAAAAGAGCCACUUGAGGACCAUGGAGCACUGCUUCCACAUGUGUGACAGAGUCGUCAUAUACUUCUUUAUCGCUGCCUCUUAUACACCAUGGCUCAAUCUCCGGGAGCUCGGGCCGCUCGCCGCUCACAUGCGCUGGUUUGUGUGGCUGAUGGCGGCCGCUGGGACCAUCUAUGUGUUCAACUACCACGAGAAGUAUAAGUUAGUGGAGCUGGCCUUCUACCUGACCAUGGGCUUCUUUCCUGCGCUGGUGGUGACAUCAAUGAGUAACACAGACGGGCUGUACGAGCUGGCGUUCGGAGGUGUGGUCUACUGCCUGGGUGUCGUCUUCUUCAAAUCAGACGGUGUGAUACCGUUCGCUCACGCCAUCUGGCACGUGUUCGUGGCUCUUGCUGCUGCCAUCCAUUACUACGCCAUCUGGAAGUACCUGUACCGCAGUUCCUCGCUGGAGGACAUCAGGGAUGCUUGAGCCUCCUCCUCCAUCACCAAAACAUCACAACACCAACGGUUACCAGUACGACCAUGCAAUGUUUACGGUUUUCUAUCCAACUGGGAUCAGUGAAGUGUGUGUGUGUGUGUGUCACAGUACUGGAUGCACAUUUACCACAGUUGCAACAAGACGGCAAUGGUUGUGUUUUUCCAUUUUCAUCAGUAUUAUGUAAAUACAUUCCACUAAAAGCAGAUGAAUUGUGAUUCUUUUUGAUAUUUAAUUAUGUUUCCGUGCAUUCAGUCUCACACACACACACACACACACACACUCAGUAGCAGUUUCUUAUCAUCUGUAGUGAAUUACUUUACUUGUGUGACUUUCUGUAUCAAAUCUGCAUUUUUGCAUCUCAACUAACUGGGUUUUUACUUCAAACGUACGGCUAGUUGUUUUCUACAAAGCGCUGGGGGUUUUCUACCCUCCUUCCCCUGAGUUUCUGCUCUUUCAGCAGGAUUUGAAAGCGUUGCACAGAGCUUUUUUUUCUAUGCGGCACUUUUCUAACAGGAAGAACCACUUCUCUUUGAUACUCCAGUUGUAGGCUGAUGGCAGAUAGAAACGAUGUUGAAUGCUUCUCUGCACAACCAGGUUUAUGGGAUGUUUUAUCUCACCGCCUCAACCACCUUAAAGACACUUUGUGAAGUUUCUGAAAGUUGGCACAAUAUUUGAUGGGUUUGUGAUUAAGAAGUGUUGGCCAAUGACAUGUGAAUGACAUCCUGGAAUAACAUCCUGUUUCUGUUGUGAUGAAUCUGACAAAAAUGGCUCAUAU
Carassius auratus (goldfish) is the source of this 1790-nucleotide messenger RNA. Its product is annotated as monocyte to macrophage differentiation factor-like. The transcript is spliced from 7 exons. The record is from RefSeq and is a predicted model, not a curated record. Gene Ontology annotation, molecular function: pore-forming activity. Gene Ontology annotation, cellular component: membrane. Bases 287 to 1006 code for a protein of 239 amino acids. Lineage: Eukaryota; Metazoa; Chordata; Actinopteri; Cypriniformes; Cyprinidae.